AUGAUGAGAGGAGAAUCCACAGCAGUGAAACAACAGAGCGAUGAUGAUGAUUUUAUUCCUUUUGACCUGAUGAAGGUGAACGGGGAUAUUCAAGAGCUGAAUGAAGUGGAUGAGAAAUUUCAGAAAGUUCAUAUUUUCAAAACUGGAGAAAAUGAUUUGAGUUGUUCAAAGACUAAAAAGAAUUGCCCAUCAAAAAAGUCUCAAAGAACUGCCAAAAAUACUUUCACCUGCUCUCAGUGUGGAAAACAUUUUACAUAUAAAUUUCAUCUUAAAACACACAUGAGAGUUCACACAGGAGAGAGGCCUUACACAUGCCAUCAGUGUGGAAAACGUUUAACAUCUGUUGGCCAUUUUAAAGAUCAUCUCCACUGUCACUCUGGGGAAAGGCCGUUUGAAUGUGAUCAGUGUGGUAAAACAUUUGUUGUGGAUACAAACUUAAGAAAACACCUGAAAACUCACACAAAUGAGAAGCCUUACAAGUGCUCACACUGUGGAAAGAGUUUCUCUCAGUCAAAAAACCUGAAAAUACACGAGAGAAUUCACACUGGAGAAAAACCUUACAAGUGCUCACACUGUGGAAAGAGUUUCUCUCAGUCACCACACCUGAAAACACACGAGAGAAUUCACUUUGGAGAAAAACCUUACAAGUGCUCACACUGUGGAAAGAGUUUCUCUCAGUCACCACACCUGAAAACACACGAGAGAAUUCACUUUGGAGAAAAACCUUACAAGUGCUCACACUGUGGAAAGAGUUUCUCUCAGUCAAAACACCUGAAAACACACGAGAGAAUUCACACUGGAGAAAAACCUUACAAGUGCUCACACUGUGGAAAGAGUUUCAGUCAGUCAGAACACCUGAAAACACACGAGAGAAUUCACACUGGAGAAAAACCUUACAAGUGCUCACACUGUGGAAAGAGUUUCUCUCAGUCACCACACCUGAAAACACACGAGAGAAUUCACAAUGGAGAGAAACCUUACAAGUGCUCACACUGGAAAAACAUUGAUGUACUUGGCAGACGCUUUUAUCCAAAGUGACUUACAGUGCACACAGUGGUGGUGGCUGUGGGAAUCAAGCCGUCAACCUUCUGCUUACUAUUUCUGUGCUUUAGCGACCACCGCUUCACAAACCCUGAAAAUACAUGACCCCCCAUCUGCUGGC
Molecule: messenger RNA, 1162 nt
Organism: Xyrauchen texanus (razorback sucker)
Lineage: Eukaryota; Metazoa; Chordata; Actinopteri; Cypriniformes; Catostomidae
Product: zinc finger protein 239-like
Exons: 2
Coding region: 1-1038 (345 amino acids)
Biological process (GO): regulation of transcription by RNA polymerase II
Cellular component (GO): PcG protein complex; transcription regulator complex
Molecular function (GO): DNA-binding transcription factor activity, RNA polymerase II-specific; RNA polymerase II cis-regulatory region sequence-specific DNA binding
Source: RefSeq, a predicted model, not a curated record